AUGGACGGCGGUGGUAUUAGAUUCGGCGCGGAACCGGAGGAAGGAGAAGAGGGGGGGCUUCCCAAACGGCAGCAAGGAGAGCGUCGCGAUCUCAAAGGGUUAAAACAGAGGGUCGUGGUUGGCAUGUCUGGAGGGGUGGAUUCCUCGGUUGUGGCCAUGCUGCUGCAUCAACAGGGCUACGAAGUCGUGGGUGUGUUCAUGCGCAACUGGGACGAACAGGAUGAGACCGGGAGCGACGUUUGCGCGGCUGACACUGACCUAGAGGACGCCCGAAGAGUGGGAUACCACCUCGGCAUCCCGGUGAAAACGGUGGACUUUUCUCGGGAGUACUGGAACGAGGUCUUUGAGCCAUCUCUCCAGGAGCUUGAUAGGUGUCGCACGCCGAACAUGGACGUGGCGUGCAACCGCUUCAUCAAGUUCGACGCUUUCAGGGAGCACGCGCUGGGCAGGAUGUCGGCCGACUUCGUGGCCACCGGCCACUACGCCAGGACGGCACCGGGUCCCGGCGGGGAUUGGUCCAGGCCGGUGUUGAGACAGGCGGAGGACGGAAACAAGGACCAGACGUACUUCUUGUCCGGCGUGCCUAGCGAGGGGCUUGCCAAGGUUUUGUUCCCCUUGGGAGGCCUCACGAAGCCCGAGGUUCGCCGCCUUGCCGAAGAAGGCGGCCUUCCGGUAGCCCGGAAGCGGGAGUCGAUGGGCGUGUGCUUCGUGGGCAAGCGCCGGAGCUGGGCGAGCUUCAUAUCUCAGUACCUCACCCCGAGCCCAGGAAACUUCGUGUGCGUAGACACCGGAGAGGUCGUGGGCCGGCACGGCGGCGUGCAGCUCUACACAGUAGGGCAAAAGUCGCACUUGGACGGCAUGCCCGAGAAGUACUACGUGGCCGGGCUAGACUCCGACAGCAACUCCGUCUACGUGGCGAGGGGGGCAGAUAACCCUUCCCUCUUCGCCCGGGGCUUGUCCGUGCUAGCAUCGAAGUUUAGCUGGGUGGCGGGCUGCCCCCCCCCGGAGCUAUUGUCCGGAAGCGGAAGCCAUCCCUCAGCACCCUCGAGACGAGAAGCAACUAAGGCAGGUGGCGGGCCAGCGGGAGUAGAAGCACCGGUACCGACGAAAGAACGGCAACCGGCAGCACCAGGAGGAGAACCGAUCGACGCGGGCGAAAUGGAGGGGCCGCCUCCUGUCUUGCGGUGCGAGUACCGGAGUCGCCACAGGCAAGCCCUCCUCCCUUGUGGCGUGGAGCUGCUUGGCGGCGGUGGGAGCGGGGCUUCGGUACCUCGCCCCGUCGUGCACGUGCGCUUCGAUGAGCCGGCGAAAGCGAUCGCGCCCGGCCAGGUAGUGGCCCUGUACAAGGAAGGCAUUUGCCUGGGGGGCGGUCCCAUAUUGCGGGCGGAAGGGAACUGCUCCCCAGCGCUUGUUCGAUCAAUGCGGCCGCCGUCGUCGCGACCCGCUGCGACAAAAAAUUGUCAUGCAAAAAUGUAG
Molecule: messenger RNA, 1476 nt
Organism: Ectocarpus siliculosus
Lineage: Eukaryota; Phaeophyceae; Ectocarpales; Ectocarpaceae
Source: the annotation of a GenBank genome assembly